Messenger RNA from Oreochromis aureus, 1850 nucleotides. RefSeq names its product hepatic lectin-like. The transcript has 6 exons. The coding region runs from base 139 to 852 and encodes 237 amino acids. The record is from RefSeq and is a predicted model, not a curated record. NCBI's taxonomy places the organism in Eukaryota, Metazoa, Chordata, Actinopteri, Cichliformes, Cichlidae.
ACAUCUGUUUUCUAUUAAAUGUAUAAAGAAUUGAAUCUAUGAUAAAUACCAAAGGAAACAGAAUUUCAACUCUUUGUUGUGUUUUGUGAUUCAGAGACUGUUGGAUUAAGUCUGAAGUCAGGAUCUUGAAGUUUCAGCAUGAUGAGUCGUCCGCAGAGCUUCAUAGAAGGUGAAGCUCCUGACUCUCAGCAUGCAAAAUCAAAGAGAGGGUCAAAGGUCACCACAGAGAGAGUGGCACUGGUGGUUCUCUGUAUCCUCCUGGCAGCUGCUCUCAUCGUUAUUUAUCGUCUCUCGUUUGACAAAAUUAGAACCAACAAAGAGCUCGAAAACCUGAAACAUCACAAAAUGAAGUGUGAAAGUAAUCUGACAGAUGAUCUUUGUUAUAAAUGUGAAGAAGGCUGGGAGCUACAUGGAGGAAAGUGCUAUUACUUCUCCAUCAGGAAAUAUUUCUGGAAACAUAGCAGAUAUGAGUGUGGAGCUAAAGGAGGAGACCUGGUUAAGAUAGACAGCAGAGAGGAGCAGACUUUCCUGGAGAGAAGACUGAGAGAUGUAAUGAAUGAGGCUGAGGACAAGUUCUGGAUCGGACUGACAGACUCAGCAGUAGAGGGCAGAUGGGUGUGGGCGGACGGAUCACCACUGAAUGAAAGGCUGCAGUUUUGGAGUAACUACGAGCCAGACAACUGGACAGGGAGCAAUCUGACACAUCCUGAGGGAGAGGACUGUGCGAGCAUGGGAGAAAAAGGUGGAGCUGAUGAUCUGAAGUGUUGGUUUGAUGCAUUUUGCUCAAAGCCUUGCAGAAGUAUUUGUGAGAAAGCAGGAGUAAAAGGACAGAUUAAAACAGUAUGUGUCUGAAAUUCAGUCUAUUAAACACCAGAGUGGAGUGAUGCAGUAACGUCACAAACAAAAAAAUUAACAUAUUAAAAAAUGUAACAUUUUACAUCUGAUAAUUUUUUUUUCUUUUUUGAUCUGAUUAAUAUAAACAUGAAAUGUGGGAGCAUUUCUAAAAUUAAUUUAAGUGUUUUCAAAUGCUUUUUUCUUAUUCAAAAAUAUCCCAAAACAUUUUAGAUUCCUCUGAAUGAAUGAAUACUUCACUCAACUACAGAAGAAACUAUGAGUUAUUAUUAUCAGUUUUGCAGGAGAAAGGACGAAAGGAAGGAAUGUUUGAGCAAUUAAUAGAUGUUAGUGUGAAUAAAAGGAGUAACUGAGUAUUUCAGUGUUUGAUAUUUUAUCUGGAUACAACUGAUUAGUCUGACACUUGGUGGAAGUGUUAAUUACUAAUAAACAGUGAAACACUUAAAUUGACAGUUUAUGGACUUUGCCUUGUAUUGCUCAAAGAAGUGAACAAACAAGCAAGCAAACAAAAAGUACUGUGACAAACUUAAAUUAGUAGCAGCAUUUCUUGUCAUAAAUCAUGACCUGUGUGGAGUUUAGCAGGAGAUAUUUGCUCUUUAGAGAACCGUCAACCAUCAUUCAAAAAAAGUGCGCAGCUGGCUAAUAUUACAGCUCAGCUGAGGGGGACACCAUCAAUGUUUAUAUCCUGUCAAACCAUCAGCGGCAUGACCUUCACCUCACAUGUAGUAAUACAUCCAAAAUAACGCCAUAAAAGACUGCCCCACUCCAGUCGAACUCCGUGUAGCUACUUGGCUCGUUGAAGCUACCCGGAUGUUAGCUGGUCUAAAAAGUUCCCUCAUCUCACUUUCCACCGUGCUGUGGGUAACACUGGGUGCAGUUGAGCCCGUCCCAUCUCGAUCAAGUGACGAGGACAACGAUGUGACCGUUUCAGGAGAUGAUAAAAUAUUUCUUAACACCCCGAUAGCUUGCUGAAGAACUCGAGUUUCUUCUCCCCCCUC